AUGGAGCAGCGCCCCCUCCCCCCUCCCCCCUCUCGUCUUUUGUUGUUGCACCGUCACGUGGCUCAGCGGCGCCAGCCAAACAGCCAUGCAGCACAGGAAGAAGGAAACGUCUGCUCACAGUGUGGGAAGAGCUUCAGGUUCCUGAGUCAUCUCAAAAUACACCAGCGCAUUCACACAGGAGAGAAACCAUAUCAAUGCUCACAGUGUGGAAAGAGUUUUAAUACACAGAGUGAUCUCAAAAAACACCAGCGCAUUCACACUGGAGAGAAACCGUAUCAGUGCUCACAGUGUGGGAAGAGUUUUUUUACACAGUCUAGUCUCAAAAUCCACCAGCGCAUUCACACUGGAGAGAAACCGUAUCAGUGUGCACAGUGUGAAAAGAGUUUUAUUACACAGGGUAAUCUCAAAAAACACCAGCACAUUCACACUGGAGAGAAACCGUAUCAGUGUUCACAGUGUGGAAAGAGUUUUAAUCAACAGAGUGAUUUGAAAAGACACCAGCGCAUUCACACUGGAGAGAAACCCUAUCAGUGCUCACAGUGUGAGAAGAGUUUUAAUCAACAGAGUGCUCUCAAAACACACAAGCGCAUUCACACUGGAGAGAAACCGUAUCAGUGUUCACAGUGUGGAAAGAGUUUUAAUCAACAGAGUGAUUUGAAAACACACCAGCGCAUUCACACUGGAGAGAAACCCUAUCAGUGCUCACAGUGUGAGAAGAGUUUUAAUCAACAGAGUGCUCUCAAAACACACAAGCGCAUUCACACUGGAGAGAAACCGUAUCAGUGCUUACAGUGUGGAAAGAGUUUUAAUCAACAGAAUGAGUUGAAAAGACACCAGCGCAUUCACACUGGAGAGAAACCGUAUCAGUGCUCACAGUGUGGAAAGAGUUUUAAUAUAAAGAGUAAUCUCAAAUUACACCAGUGCAUUCACACUGGAGAGAAACCUUAUCAGUGCUCACAGUGUGGAAAGAGUUUUAAUACACAGAGUCAUUUUAAAAUACACCAGCGCGUUCACACUGGAGAGAAACCUUAUCAGUGCUCACAGUGUGGAAAGAGUUUUAAUACACAGAGUCAUUUUAAAAUACACCAGCGCGUUCACACUGGAGAGAAACCGUAUCAGUGCUUACAGUGUGGAAAGAGUUUUAAUAUUAAGAGUAAUCUCAAAAUACACCAGCGCGUUCACACUGGAGAGAAACCGUAUCAGUGCUCACAGUGUGGGAAGGGUUUUAAUCAACAGAGUGCUUUCAUAAUUCACCAGCGCAUUCACACUGGAGAUAAACCGUUUCAGUGCUUACAGUGUGGAAAGAGUUUUAAUAUAAAGAGUGAGCUUAAAAUACACCAGCGCAUUCAAAGUGAAGAGAAACCGUAUCAGUGCUCACUGUGUGGGAAGAGUUUUAAUACAAUGAGUGAGCUUAAAAUACACCAGCACAUUCACAGUGGGGAGAAACUGUAUCAGUGUUUACAGUGUGGAAAGAGUUUUAAUCAACAGAGUCAAAACACACAAGCGCAUUUACACUGGAGAGAAACCAUAUGGGUGCUCACAGUGUGGAAAGAGUUUUAAUAUACAGU
Messenger RNA from Trichomycterus rosablanca, 1568 nucleotides. Its product is annotated as zinc finger protein 271-like. Gene Ontology annotation, molecular function: RNA polymerase II cis-regulatory region sequence-specific DNA binding; DNA-binding transcription factor activity, RNA polymerase II-specific. The transcript has 3 exons. Lineage: Eukaryota; Metazoa; Chordata; Actinopteri; Siluriformes; Trichomycteridae. Gene Ontology annotation, cellular component: chromatin; transcription regulator complex; PcG protein complex. The record is from RefSeq and is a predicted model, not a curated record. Gene Ontology annotation, biological process: regulation of transcription by RNA polymerase II. Bases 1 to 1560 code for a protein of 519 amino acids.